Messenger RNA from Anas platyrhynchos (mallard), 5409 nucleotides. RefSeq names its product mitochondrial ribosomal protein L1 (gene MRPL1). The record is from RefSeq and is a predicted model, not a curated record. Lineage: Eukaryota; Metazoa; Chordata; Aves; Anseriformes; Anatidae.
ACCCCAAAACAGUGACAGGACCCCGAAAUGGUGACGGGACUCUCAGAUAGUGACAGGAUCCUGAAGUGGUGCUGGACCCUCACAUGGUGAAGGGACCCUGAAGUUGUGAUGGGACCCUCAAACAGUGGCAGGACCCCAAAAUGGUGAAGGGACCCUCAAAUAGUGACAGAGCCCAGAAUGGUGAUGGGACCCCAAAAUGGUGAAGGGACCCUCAAAUAGUGAUGGGACCCCGAAAUGGUGAAGGGACCCUCACAUGGUGACAGGACCCUCACAUGGUGACAGGACUCUCAAAUGGUGACAGGACCAUCAGUGACAGGACCCUGAAGUGGUGCUGGACCACAAAAUGGUGAAGGGACCCUCAAAUAGUGAUGGACCCCAAAAUGGUGCUGGGACUCUCACAUGGUGAUGGGACCCCAAAAUGGUGAAGGAACCCUCAAAUAAUGAUGGGACCCCAAAGUGGUGCCCCAGCCCAAAAUGGUGCCACAACCCUAGCGAGGCCACCCCGCACUCAUUAAGAGCCACCCAACACAGUGAGGUUAAGCAGCCCUCCACAGCUAAUUGUUGCCAUUAAUUACAGUGAGGAGCAUUCUCCAGAGCCUACAUGAAGAGGGCACCCCACAAAGGCCUGCCGAGCUGAGGAAGUGAGGCAGAUGUCAGGGAGAGCGGGCCCCACGCCGAGCAUGAGGCAGAAGCCGAGCACUGAGGGUGUAGGUGGUGCCUCAGCUCACAUUUGUCACCUCUUUUUCUCCAAAGGAAGCGUCUGUCUGCUGCAAAACCUUUCAGGCGCCCACGCUGUGGCUGUACAGGCGUACACGUGUGGCUGUACGUGUCUGAGGGCAGAUGAAGCACGGGGACGCAGAGCCAAACCCCACGAUCUGCAGCAGUGACCUUCUGUUGAACAAAUGGGAAGCUCAUGAGGGGAUUCAGAAGUCGUGGAGGAACAGGGUGAAGGAUGUGGGUUGUUACCCGAUCACAUGUGCAUAUUCUGGCUCCGCACUGCCGAUGGGCUUUGGCCGCCGCCUUGCCUCGCCCCCCGCAGCCCGCCUGCUGCUACGCCGCGGCCGCCAAAAAUGCAAAAAAAGGUUCACAAAAGGCCAAGCAGGAAGAAGCAAAAAAGAAAAAAGGAAUUAUCAGGCGGCCUCUGAUGAGCAAGCCAGUGGAUGACGUGUACCUGACGUGGCUUUACAAGCGGCCAUCCUAUAAUGUAGAAGAGGCUGUUGGUAUGCUAAAGAAAUUUCAGGAACUAGACUUCACGCACCCCAAACAGUAUGUGUAUAUUAAUGUGUUUCUAGAUACGGCGCUGCAGAAGAAGAAAAAAGUUGAUCCGUUUGCAAGCACUGUUCUUCUUCCGCAUCGCUUUACAGAUGAAGUGAAUAAGGUCCUGGUUUUCACAGAGAAUGAGCAAGAAGCUGAAAUAGCUCGAGAGAAUGGAGCUGCUGUUGUAGGAGGAGUUGAAUUAAUCAAAUGGAUUUUGGAAGAUGAAAUCCAAGUGGACUCCUAUGUAGCUGUUCCUGCAAUAAUGCCUAAACUAAUACCGUUAAGAAACAAGCUGAGACGAAAAUACCCCAGCACAAAAAGAAAUUCCCUGGGCCACGAUAUCCCCAAAAUGCUGCAACUCUUUAGAGAAGGUCUAGAGUACACGGUAGAAGACGAGCGCUUAAUCAAGACAAGAAUAGCAAGACUGGAUAUGCCUACUGAGCAGAUAGUUGCCAAUCUAAAAACAAUUUUAGAGGAUAUCUGCAAAUUCAAGCCAUCAAGUUCUGGUCCCUUUGUGCGGAAGUUGGUUAUUAGAUCUUCAACCAGUGAAGGCUUGCUUUUGAACCUUGAUGGACUUCUUCCAGAGGUAGAGAAAGUAGAAGAAAAAGAAGAAGAAACAGUAGAAGAAGACGAUGAAGAAAAACCUGUUCAAGAAUCUGUUAGUACCUGAUGCCUUUCCUUGUAGGUCUGAUGAUCAGGCUUGGAAAGCAAAUGGUGGAUUUCAAAUCAUAUUCUGUGAAAAGGAAAAAUAAAUACACACAUUUCAUUUUUAAAUUCUGUGUGACCGGAAACUAUGUCACAAACAGGAGCCUGUUGUCAAAACUGAAGACACUAAGUUUCUUCUUUGGGUAGCUGAAAGCUCCCUAAUUUGUGUGUUUUUUUUUCUUUUUCUUCGCACAUAAUCAGUCUAAUAAAUGUAGUACUAUAAGCUUGAGGUAUUGCCAUCCAAUUAACAUAGUUGCAGCUGAAAGACCAACACAUGUUACAUCCAUAAUGCUGGGUUUUCUACUCUGUUGAAAUUGCAAAAUUGUUCAAUGCUUUUGUCUGUUACACCCAAUCUCAUGUAGAGAAGCUAAUGCAGUUACUUCUGGAAAGCUGCUGCAUGACUUUCCAAGAGAAAAGCUAAAUUUUAACUUACCAUCCUGUUUUCUACAAAAUCAGAGGUGGGUUUGCUUUUGAGUUGGUGGAAGCCACGCCUGCAUGAUGCUUAUGGUAUCCCACUUCAUUUUCACUUAAUCUACGUACAUAGAGGUGUGAUGUAUGGAUUUCUGUUCCACUUGGCACUCUGAAACUACUUCUGAAUGCGGGAUUGUUUUUGUGACAAACUGUAAUAGUUGAUUUUUUUUUCUACAGAAAAAAUGGGUUAUCUUCUGCAAGAGGAGUGAUUGUGCACCUUCUUUUUCUAAUAACACUUCAUCAAUGCAUAAUUGAUAUUAUGCUCCUCAGCGAGCCCAAUUAGUGGCUUGUUUGUACUACCCUGGAAAGAAUUGAUUGUAAACUAGUUUGAGAUGAGACCUGAGUGAAGCUACAAAAAUUUAAGUAUCCCUUUCUGUUUGGCAAUGGAGGUUCCUUUUGAUGGGCUUCCAAAUAACCAACUGGAUGUGUUCUGAAGGGGAGCGAGAGGCAGCUUCACAACAAGCAGCAGGAGGUCUUGCUUCCAUACAGGUGACUCCAAGAGGAAGGCUCCUGUGGUAUGCUUUGUGUUGAGACUUUACUUCAAAAUGUUGGCUGAUGCCUUAGGACAAUUUUGUGUGUUACCAGCUGGGAAUGAAGAGCACAUACAUAAGAGCAGCAGUGAGUAGCUAGGAUAUAUAGGGCCGUGGUCCUGUGCUGGGUUAGUUAUCUUGAGAGUGCACGGACCACUAGAUUUGGCUUAGAAAAUACUGAUUUGCUCAUUGGGCGGAGGCUCCCCAGCUCCUCUGCCAGUGUACAGGUGGAAGAAAAAAAGGCUGUGGGGUCCCUUUUGGUUAUGUAUUAGCUUAGCUUGUUCCUUUGACUCUUGGUAGCUGUGAAUACCACUUAGCUUUGGUGGAAAAUCUUGAAGUUAAAGGCCUCUUAGUUGAAAUGAAGGUCUCUUUUAGGAAUAGCACAGUUUGACAAAUGAAUUAAGCUCUUGUCGGGGUUUGAGCUCUUACACACACCAGAAGGCUUGACUUGGCGAUGUUUCAACUUUUUACACAGUUAGCUUUUUGUUCGUGAGGGCUAGCUGGUGUGGGUCAAAUCAAUUAAAAACAAAACACCAACCCUUUUUUUGCAAAAGGUAGUAAUGAGUGUGCUUGUAGUGUAAUCCUGUCAUUCUGCUCAAUUUAAUUCAGUUUAUAUGGCAAUUGCUGUGACCUGUUACUUUGUCUACUUUUUUUUUAUUUUUUUAUUUUCCAGCAUAGUUCUUAAGUAUUAACUGGAGACCAGAGAAAAUAUCCAUGCGUCUUUCAACUGGCUGGCUAAAAAACAGGUGUUUUCCACCUUGCUGCAGAAUUUUUCUCAGCUUUCUGCACGUUGUUUCCAGCAGGUGGCAUUCUUGUUCCCCUCUGUAGGAUUGUUAGGGAAAGUUUCUUGCUGAUAUUUUUGUUUCAUUGCUAGACAUAUGCUAGUAGAAAUGAAUCCAAAAAAUUAGGAUGAUUCCAGAAAGGAUAGGCCAUAUAAAAGGGGAUGAGGUUAUCCAAACCUGGAAGGGUAGCCUGUGUUUGGGGCUUUAAAUCAUUCCUUUUGUUGUAGAUGAGGUGUUUUGUGUUUGAGGAGGUUACCCAUAUCUGCUUAGAAAUCCUUGCACCUCCAUCUGAAGCAUUUGGCUGCUGUCAGUCAGGGUGCCUGACAGCUUGCUGCUCGGCCACACUGCUGUUUCUUUAAAUAUGUGGAGUGCUUUAUGCAGGUUCAUCAGAAAAUUGUCUUAAGGGUAAAGGAAAGCUUCGCGCUGACUUCAGUAGACUUUCUAUGUAGUAUUUGCAAAAAAGCAAUGUCAGUACUUCUGAAUAGCUGUAUAAAAAGCUGUAUAAACAGCCUUGGCUAUGGGCUGUGCUUGUGCCUUGUGGAAAGAAGAAAUUUCAACCAAUGUUUGUGGGAGUGAGUUGGUGUGAGAGGCAGAAAUAUUGUGUCAAAUAUAUUCAGGGAAGUUAACUGACCUAAACAUCACAUUUGGUCCAAUUCUACUUAGAUCAAGAAAAGAGGUAUUGCAGGGGGAGGUGUUUCCCUAUAAAAACGUGUGUAUCCAUGAUCAGCUGAGACAGAAUUGGCAGCUUUUGGAAGAUACAGAAAGAUACAUAAUCAAGGGAAAUUUAUUUUUAUUUUUUUUUAUUUUUUAAGCAUUAGAUUCCAAAGCAUUAGCAUUGAAGUUUAGGUUUAAUUUUAAAAUAUAUUUAAGAUACAGGGUGUCUUAAAUAGCAGGCUCUGCUGAUUACUGGCUGUGUGCAGGCAAGUCUGGUUUAUGCCAGCGUAGAGCAGAGGAGCAACUUACUCUGCAACAAAAGGCUUGAUUGCUUUUGACGAGCUUUACUUAGAUGACUUCUUCUGAUGAAAAAAAUGAUCAUUUUCCACAAGUUCCUUGCCUGUACGAUGUCUAGCUUCAUUAGUUCAAGUACAGCAUCCUCUAAAGGUACAUCACUUACACAGUAAGCUUUUUUUUUGUUUUGGAGUUUGUACACAGAUGUGAACAGAGAAGAUCAAGCCAUGAGAGGUGUGCCUUGGUUUGAGGAUGUCUCUUAAGCUUCUGUGCAACUCAAAUAGUGCACGAGGAAUUGAUUAACACUUUGAAUCUUAGCAAAAAGUAUUAUUUUUUUUACAGGGUUCCAUUCUGCAGAGAACAUUUUAUGUGUGCAUGCAAGCAAACAGCAUCUUUAGCACUAACAAAUUGUAUAUACGAGGAAUGCUGUGAGAUAUUGUAACGUUAUGUGCUGUUUGUGCCUGUAAUGGAACAUGAAGGUAAGAUACCUGCUGAUACAGAUAAGUUAGGCUUAUGAUGUUAUUCGCCUAGGUUUCUUGGUCUCCUGUAAUUUUCUUGACUUAUUUCAGAUUUUACUAUCCGUUGUUGCAGGCCUGUUGUUUUGAAGAUGGGUGUUCUGUUUUUUUUAGUGAUGCUUAAGUGUAAAUACACAGGUGAACGUAUCUCAGGCUGACUGCCGAAUGUAUUUUCAGAGAAUAAAAAUGUGGAGUACUGUA